CCUUCUAUUGUUUUUCUUCCUUUCUUCCACUUCCUCUGAGAAAGCAUUGAGACGGAGAUUGGAACAGUAUUAUGGCCAUGGAUUUCGAGGAAAAUUACGAAAUUAACCGCACAGCCGAUUUCAUUCACAGUAGGAACUUCACCAGAGUUGCUCUACAGUUUCCAGAUGAAUUAUUGAAGGAUUCAGUCAGAGUGGUGAGUGCUCUUAGGGACAAACUUCAGUCACUUAGAGCAUCUAUUGCUGAAAAAAUUGGGGAAAACAAAGAGGCUCGCUUGUUUGUAAUGGCAGACACAACGUAUGGCAGUUGCUGUGUUGAUGAAGUUGGUGCUUCUCACAUUGAUGCUGAUUGUGUCAUACAUUAUGGACAUACUUGUCUCAGCCCGACAUCAACCCUUCCAGCAUUCUUUGUUUUCGGAAAGGCUUCCAUUAGCAUACACAGUUGUGCUCAAAGUUUGUCAGAUUAUGCCUCAACCAACAGCAAGCCAAUAGUGGUCAUUUAUGGACUGGAAUAUGCACAUGCAAUCCCACAUAUUAAAGAAAAAUUCAUGGCAGCAUCAUCAAUUGAAUCUGGACCCAAGCAUUCACAAUCCCUUUUUGCUGAUGUGAUGUGCUCGGUGAUAAAUCCCUUUGACAGUCACAAGAACUCUGAUGGGCUCCCGAAACUGCUUGGCGACUACAAUGCUAGUAAUGACGUCGAUGCAGCAGUUGGUUCUAAACAUAAGAUUGGAGGCUUGAUCUGGGAGCUACCUAAUGGACGCAGGAUGGAGGACUAUUUGCUUGUGUGGAUUGGUUCUGACAGUUCAGCAUUUGCAAAUGUUGUACUCACAUUUAAUGGCUGUGAGAUAGUCAGAUAUGAUGCAAAAGAGAAUCGCUUGGUGACAGAUUUAUCUCAACAGAGAAGGAUUCUUAAGCGUAGAUAUUACCUGGUGGAAAAGGCGAAAGAUGCUAACAUUGUUGGAAUUUUGGUGGGAACACUUGGUGUUGCUGGUUACCUUGAUAUGAUUCAUCAGAUGAAAGACCUAAUCACUAAUGCUGGGAAAAAGACUUACACUCUUGUUAUGGGAAGACCAAACCCUGCAAAACUUGCCAACUUCCCUGAGUGUGAUGUUUUCAUCUAUGUUUCCUGCGCCCAAACUGCUCUCUUGGAUAGUAAAGAAUUCUUAGCUCCAGUUAUUACUCCAUUUGAAGCCAUGGUAGCUUUCAACAGAGGAAGCCUAUGGACGGGAGAAUAUGUGAUGGAAUUUCGGGAUUUGAUUAAUUCAUCACCAGCGGAAGCAAGAAACAAUUCUGAAGAAGCAAGGUUUUCUUUCAUGCAAGGCAGAUAUGUAGAAGAUUUUGAUUUGCAAGAGAAAAUUGAAGAAGAUAAUGGAGCCCUUGCUUUAGCAAAUGCAACAGACAAGGCCCUGCAAUUGCACGAUAGAAAUUCUACAUCGCUCGGGAAGGGAACAAUUAAGUCUGGAGCUGAGUACUUCAUUAAUCGAUCUUUUCAAGGUCUUGACAUUCACAAUGACAAUUCAAUGCCGGAGCCAUAUUUGAUUGGUAGGACUGGUAAAGCUUCAGGUUAUGAACAUGAGAAAACCAAGCUCGAUAACCUGUGAUCAACUGUAAGAAAACACAAAGAGAUGGAUAAGAACGUAGCUACUGGGAUGUCAUGUCAAGAUGGGUAAAGCUUGGCGGAUGAGAGAAAUUUUUCAGAUAAAAUUCUGGUUUUUUUCUGUUUUUUCCCCUUAAAUUACUAAAUAUUGGAGUUAAACCUACAAUAUUUAAAUGCCACCAGAAUUAGACUAUUCUUCUUCUUUUUAUUUUUUAUUUUUUUAUUUGACCUUUUUUUCUUGUUUUUAUUAUAUCCUUUCUUUUGUAUUUGUGGAAAGAUGAUGGGAACUAAUCAUCUAAUCAAGAAAUUAGAUAAAUGGUCUAUCAAGUUAUUCAUGGAUUAA
Messenger RNA from Jatropha curcas, 1937 nucleotides. RefSeq names its product diphthamide synthesis DPH2 family protein. NCBI's taxonomy places the organism in Eukaryota, Viridiplantae, Streptophyta, Magnoliopsida, Malpighiales, Euphorbiaceae. The record is from RefSeq and is a predicted model, not a curated record. Gene Ontology annotation, molecular function: 2-(3-amino-3-carboxypropyl)histidine synthase activity. Gene Ontology annotation, biological process: protein histidyl modification to diphthamide.